Symbiodinium natans is the source of this 2625-nucleotide messenger RNA. NCBI's taxonomy places the organism in Eukaryota, Dinophyceae, Suessiales, Symbiodiniaceae. The record is from the annotation of a GenBank genome assembly.
AUGGCUCCUGCUCUUCUCGCACUCCUCGCAGCAGCAGAGCUUUGCUGGCGCGCAGCCAGCCUUGAUUUUGAUUGCGGCUGCGGAAUCACCGUGUUUGACGGCUUCGUGAACGAUGACGACUGCGACUGCUGGGACUGCAGUGAUGAGCAGCAUUGGACCUGCUCCAGUUGCCAGCCUCAAGCUGGUUGCACCGACCUCGGUUGUCAACGAGUGCCUGGGUGCGCAAAUGGCUCAAGCGCCACAAACUUUUCCGGCACAAACUUUUCCGGCACAGGCUUCUCCUGCAGCAGUGGCUGCCCUGUUCCGGCCAGCUACGAAAACGACAAUUGGUGUGAUUGCCCAGACUGCAGCGACGAAUCCGAGCAUACCUGCGCAUCCUGCGGCUGCCCACAAGACUGCUUCUCUGAGAGUAUUGCUUGCUUCACCACUACCACAACCCCAGAGCCGAAAUUCGCGUGUUCUGCUGCCUGCGAUUGGGCUGUGGACCUCUGGCAAGUCAACGAUGGCCGGUGCGACUGCCCAGGCUGCGAGGAUGAGGACGACUGGACGUGCACGACGUGCGCCUGCCCAUCAUCUUGUGGCGAUCCCGGAGUUCGCUACUGCUACAGCAGUAGCGGCAAUCUUGGUACACAACUGACUGGCUUCAUAGUGGCCGCCUUUCUCAUUGUCCUCUGCCUCUUUGGAUGUAUUUCUGCACUGGUAUGCUGGUGCUGGAAGGUGCAUUCUCGCUCUUCAGGCCCGCAGCUUGAUGCGGGUCCGGAGGCCGUGGUCAUCGGGGGCGCGGCCAAGGUGCGGAACUUCACCUCCUUGCAGCUGGUGCCCUUGUCCGAGGAGGCCUUCUCGGUCGUGCCCGGCUAUUGGGCCAGGAGUGGAGGGAACGGAGGGAACGGAGGGAAUGGAGGGAAUGGAGGGAAUGCUUGCUACCAGUCUUUGUCUCGAGACCAGCUUUCCUUCGAUGAGCUCUUCUACGUCAGCUUCGAGAACAUCCGGCUUUUCCAGGACCUCAUGGACAGGACCUACCGCCCCAUCCCCACCCAAGACCGACCCUGCCCCACACAGGCUCAUGGCAAGACACCCGGGGGCUGCCCUUGCGUGCGACCAGGGGGAGUUCCCGGGCUGCCGACGGGAUUCCAGGUGAAGCGGGUCAUCCGGGUCGAGGACUCGGAGAUGUUCAACCGCUAUGUCGCGCGGCGCGAGCAGAUCAAGGCCCGCGGCUCCUGCGCACCCCCCGACCCGGCCUUCUUCACGAGCGUGGCGAUGGGAGACGCCGGAAUGGACGGAAUGGACUCGGUCUUGGCAGAGCUCCGCGGCGACCUGAACGAGACCUACCUGUGGCAUGGCACCCGAGUGCGAGCAGGUUUGCGGAUUGCCCAGGACGACUUCCAGAUGACCUUUGCUGGGUCGGGUGCGGGGACAAUGUAUGGCAAGGGCUUCUACUUCUGCGAAAGCUGCACCAAAGCAGAUGAGUACGCGCAGGACGAGCCAGGCGGCUACUACGACGACAUACGCGCCCUUCUUCUUUGCCGCAUUUGCGUGGGGAAGUUCCACUACACCCUGGAUCGAGAGCCUUCCGCCAUCGACCACUACCAGUCGGGAAACACGGACAGCACCAUCGGAGACCGCGCCAAGUCUGUGAACACCUACCGGGAGGUCGUGAUCUACGACGCAGAUCAGAUCUAUCCCGAGUACCUGGUCAUCUACCAGCGCCUGUUCCGGGACGACGCCAGGCAGCCUCUCCUGAAGGAGCUGCCGUUUUUGCUGGAGCUCCCUCUCUACUGGACGAAUGUGGGCAAGAACCCCUUCCAUGAGCACUUCAGGGAGCACUGGCUCGUGAAGCAGGAUGUCAAAGAUCUGAUCCAGAGGUUGGCAGAUGGCUCUUGCAGCGGCGAGCUGCGCCAGGUGAAUGAGGUGCACCGGGUGGAGGACUCGGGCCUCUGGUGCCGGUAUCUGCGAUGGAAGAAGGCCAUGAGCAGCAGCAACCAGGCCUGUGUGCCGCCCAACGAGCUGGAUGGAGAUCCCGAGAGUGGCCAUGUCCUUACCGACAAGAUCUUGGCGGACUUCCAUGGAGAUGAGGCCAUCAGUGUGGAGAACAUGGCCCCGGGCCUGAACGAGAUGUUGCUCUGGCACGGGACCUCCCCGGAAGCCGCGAGGGCCAUUGCCACCGAUGGGUUCCUGAUCAAGUCCACCUUCUCGCAUGGCCGGCGCUUCGGUGAUGGCGUGUACCUUGCAGAGGACCUCGGCAAAAGCCUGUCCUACUGCAAGGAGUCGGAUGGGAUUUCCUACGUGCUGCUCUGCCGAGCGACCUGUGGGCACAUCCACUACACCGAGGAGAACUAUGCCGCCCAAGCUCACGUGCGCGCCAAGAGCCUGGGGAAGACCUGUGUGCUGGCCAAUCCUCAGAAGCAGGGGCCCCGGGAGUACAUUCUGUUCGAGGCAGAUCAGGUCUAUCCCGAGUACAUCGUGGAGUUCACCAAGAAGGGACAGGCCAAAGUGAGUGGCAUCUUUGCCGGGGGGACCCAAGGGGCUGAAGAUGACGUUGCCGAGGAGACCGGGACUGGGGGGGCUGAAGAUGCCGCUGCCGUAGAGGCCGGAGGGGCUGAGGAUAACAUGGCGAACGUGGUGUAG